UCAUACUUGCAAUCAGUCGAAACAUUCAAAAUGUGCAAAAUAAAAAUCAACGCAAUUGUUUUUUUAAUAAUUCUUCAAAUAUUCUUGGUAGCAUCAGCUGCCUUCAAAGAGACGAUCAAAUCCGACGGACAAAUGGCAGAAAAAUGCUGCAGUCAGACCUAUGAAGCUGUAAAACCUUUAUUAGAUUAUUUUCGACUGGUUAAAAAUGAUUUAGAAGAGAGGGAAAUUAAGGAAAAUAAUUUAAUUGAAUUAAAUUCUGAUCUUAUGGAAAAGUAUCGUGAAAUUGUAGAAAUUCAUGAACUAUUCAUGAAUGAGGCAGCUCUAUUAAAUGAGUAUAAAAUCAAAGUUGGGAAAGGGGAAAACGAUUUGCAGUCGUCUCAAAUUAAAGUCGAUAAACUAGAAUCUGAAAUUAAUUCACAAAAAACUGUUAUUGCCAAAUUAGAAGCAGAAUUAGCAAAUAAAUCUUCCGACUUAGAAAUUUGUGAAAUUAAAUUAAAAACACUCGAUUCUGUGUUAAUUGAAAAAGAUGAAAAUAAAACAAGUUUGUUUUCGAGUAGAAUUGAAUUGCAAUUAAAGGAGAUGGAAACUAAAUUAAAAACAAAAGAUACAGAAAAUCUCUGGUGUCGUUUUGAAAUCAAUUUAUUAAAUAAUGCAUCAGAGAAUAUGAGAGAAGAGCAGAGAAAAAUGAGUUCUCAAAUAGAAGAGUGGCAUUCGAAAACAAUAGUGAGCGAUUAUCAAAAUAUAUUAUGUCGUUCUGAACUUGAUAAGUUAAGUCCCACAACUUGCAUCCCUUUUGGAGAUUAUCCAGGAGUUCAUCAACUCAAUGUCUCUGGGAUAGAUUUCUUCGAUGUUUUAUGCGAUAGUCAGUUAGCUGGACCUGGAUGGAUUGUAAUACAACAACGAGUUGGGCGCAAUGAGGAUUUCAAUAGAGACUGGGACACCUACCGCGAAGGAUUCGGUGCAUUGGAUAGCGAUUUCUUCAUAGGAUUAGAGAAAAUAUAUCGUAUCACAAGUUUGCAGCGUUUCGAACUUUAUAUACAUUUGGUUGCUGUGAAUGGAAGUGUCUACAAUGCUCGUUAUGACGACUUCAAAAUAUCUGAUGAAGACAAUGGAUACACACUGAGUCUAGGCAAAUGGAAUGGAACAUCUGAGGAUGCGAUGAGAAUCGGCGAAAACAUGAAAUUCUCAACAUUCGAUCGCGAUAACGAUUUUAGCGGUGACAAUUGUGCAGUUGAGUUCAAAAGUGGCUGGUGGUACAACAGUUGUCAUCAUUGUAACUUAAAUCAAAAAAAUUUGCUUCACCCAUCGAUUGACCUAAAAGAAGCUAAGAUGCUAAUUCAUCCCAAAGAAGCGAUGAAUUUAUGAUAGCCGAGCCGAAUCUCCGAUAUUUGACUCUUUUAUGUAAUCAUUUAUAUAUAAUUCGUGCACUAAGAAUUUGCUAUUUAACGUAGCGACUUAUUUGUUGAAUGACUCAUUGAAAGAGAUUUGUAAAAGGCCAUCGUACAAUUUCUAAAUAACAUUUUAAUAAACAUUUUACUUGCAGUUAUCGCUUACAAGUUCAGUGCUUGAAAUGAUCUGAACAUAGAAAAAGCUCUUGUUUUAACUCAGUUUAAAGUAAAUGUAAAGACACUCAACUACAAUUAACUUUAUUUACUACGGCAACUUAAUGUUUUGUACCGACAAACAUUUGAUAGCUUUUUUGCAUCGAAUAGACAAACUGACCAAAGGAAAAUUAAUGAAAGAACAUGUUUCACAUAUACAUAUAAACAUUUGUAUGUACUUAGAUCGAUCCGCAAAUACACGCAAAUACGAGAUGUAUUACCAAGUAAUUUAAUGAGCAAUAAAGCCAAAUGACCAGACA
Molecule: messenger RNA, 1861 nt
Organism: Drosophila nasuta
Lineage: Eukaryota; Metazoa; Arthropoda; Insecta; Diptera; Drosophilidae
Product: angiopoietin-related protein 7-like
Exons: 3
Coding region: 31-1365 (444 amino acids)
Source: RefSeq, a predicted model, not a curated record